Pistacia vera is the source of this 5603-nucleotide messenger RNA. Its product is annotated as protein ESSENTIAL FOR POTEXVIRUS ACCUMULATION 1. The transcript is spliced from 8 exons. NCBI's taxonomy places the organism in Eukaryota, Viridiplantae, Streptophyta, Magnoliopsida, Sapindales, Anacardiaceae. Bases 16 to 5376 code for a protein of 1786 amino acids. The record is from RefSeq and is a predicted model, not a curated record. Gene Ontology annotation, molecular function: protein binding.
CCUUUUUGGCCCUUUAUGCAGGAAAGCCAUUUCAACCAGUAUCCAUCUCAUGGCAAUCGCUCAGACAUUGUGAGGUCACCAGGAAUUGGAGAAGAGAUGAGCGAGACCCAGAAAAAAAAGGAUGUUUUCCGGCCGUCCUUGCUUGAUAUGGAAACUAGUCGCCGUGACCGUUGGCGUGAUGAAGAAAGAGACACUCAUUCCUCAAUUCGCAAAGAUCGCUGGAGGGAUGGAGAUAAAGAGCACGGUGAGGCCCGCAGGAUGGAUAGAUGGACAGAAAAUUCUUCCAUACGGCACUAUGGUGAACUGCGCCGGGCUCCCUCUGAAAGGUGGACUGAGUCAGGUAACAGGGAUACCAAUUAUGAUCAACGGCGUGAGAGCAAAUGGAACACACGCUGGGGGCCUGAUGAUAAAGAGACAGAUGGUUUACGUGACAGAUGGAUUGACUCUAGUAAAGAUGGUGACAUGCCUGUUGAUAAAGGAUUGUCUCAUGCUUCUAGUCAUGGAAAGGAUGAGAGGGAUGGGGAUAGUUAUCGACCCUGGAGAUCUAACUCAUUACAAAGUCGAGGAAGGGGAGACCCUGCUCAUCACCAUUCUCUAACACCUAACAAACAGGUUCCUACAUUUUCCUACAGCCGGGGACGUGGGGAAAGCACUCCUCCUAUUUUUUCUUCUGGUCGUGGAAAGCUGAAUUCCAGUGGGAGCUUUAUGAACAGUGUUUCUACCCAUUCUCAGCCUCUGGGAAUUCUCUCUGACAAGGUUGAAAGUAGCCAUGGAGAAUAUCGUGCAUUAAGAUAUAGUAGAACGAAAUUGCUUGAUGUGUAUAGGGUGACUGAUAUGAGAUCAUAUCGGAAACUCUUAGAAGGGCUUGCACAGGUGCCUUCUCUCACGCAGGAAGAUCCAGUAGAGCCUCUUGCGUUUUGUGCACCGAAUCCUGAAGAAAUGGUUAUAUUAAAAGGAAUUGACAAAGGGGACAUCAUAAGUAGUGGCGCACCUCCGGUAUCAAAAGAUGGAGCUGUUGGGCGGAACUCAGUUGAUUUUACUCCAUCAAGGCGAACCAAGCAUGACAGUAAAGAAGAUUUACCACUUGCUGUUGAAGAUUAUAAAGAUGAAAGUUCUGACAAUUCUAAGGGUGGUUAUGCAAAUUACUCAGAUGGUUCAUCACAAGACAGGCAGACGCACAAUUAUGGGUCCAACUCAAAGAUGGAAACCGUCCAAGAUCGGAAGGCUUACCCUGACAAGUUUAGAGCUGAAGCUUUUAGAGAAGACAGUGGUCCUUUUAGAAAGGCUGAUGCCAUCCAUAGGGAAUCGAGUGUUCAGGAGAAUAAUUCUGUCCAUUCUGGUGCUGUAUGGAGAGCCUCAUCACUGGGUGAUCGGUCACAUAUGGCUUCACAUGUUCGAAAGGACAUUCCAAGUGAUGUUAAGUCAAUAACCUCUGACAUGGCCUGGUCACAGCCACAGAAGGAUACCACUAACCAUUGGGAUGGUGAUUUGGCUAAAUGGCAGACCAGUGAAGAUUCUGUUCUUAAAAGGCAGGCAUCAAUAGUUAUGGACAGGGAGAAGGAAGCCAUGAAACUCUCACAGCCCUCUCCGGAAGAACUAAUACUAUAUUACAAAGAUCCUCAGGGUGAGAUUCAAGGACCUUUUAGUGGGAUUGAUAUCAUUGGAUGGUUUGAAGCUGGGUAUUUUGGUAUAGAUUUGCUAGUUCGUGUUGCAAGUGCAUCGAAGGACUCGCCAUUUUCACUACUUGGUGAUGUUAUGCCCCAUUUACGAGCUAAAGCCAGACCACCACCAGGAUUUAAUGUGCCAAAACAGAAUGAAAUCACAGAUGCAUCGAGUAGAGCAAACUACAGUGGCUUUGAUGUGAUGAGAAAUGAGACAAGGCAUAAAGAUGGUUCGACUACAGAAGCUGAAAAUAGGUUCUUGGAGUCACUGAUGGGAGGUAAUAUGAGCCAUUUGCCUCAAGGUUUUCAAGGUUACAUUGGAAAUAAUACCUCCAGUGUUGUUCCCCCAUCUGGAUUAGAUGGUUCAAAUGACCCAUACCUUGUGGCCAAGAGAAUGACACUUGAGCAGCAGAGGUCUUUACCCAGUCAUUAUCCAUACUGGCCAGGGAGAGAUGCUACAUCUAUGGCUUCAAAGUCAGAUAUGGUCUCUGAAUCUCCAACUCCUGCAAAACUCUUAUCUUCAGUAACUGAUAGUUCUCGCCCACUUCAUUCCCAGAGUAAUGAGUUGAUGUCCAUCCUUCAAGGCUUGUCGGACAGGUCUGGCACUAGCAUAAACAAUGGUGUUCCUGGUUGGUCAAAUUUUUCUGUCCAAGGUGGUGGCUUGGAUCCACUUAAGAAUAAAAUUGAGUUGCAUCAUGCUCAAAGCUUGCCUCCUCAAGCCCCCUUUGGUAUUCAGAAACAGAGGCUGCAAACACAGAACCCAACUUCCUUAAUAAAUUUAUUAGGUCAAACUAUGGAGAAUCCUGGUGGUAUCCCUGCUGGUAUCUCCACACCUGAAAAGGUACUUUCAUCUGGUUUACCACAAGAUCCUCAACUAUUAAGUAUGUUGCAGCAGCAGUAUUUAUUGCAGGCACAAUCCCAGUCAUCUGUUCCAGCACAGCAGCUGCUGUUGUUAGAUAAGUUAUUGUUGCUUAAGCAGCAACAGAAACAGGAAGAGCAGCAACAGUUACUGCGGCAACAACAGUUGCUCUCUCAGGUUCUGUCAGAUCAUCAUUCUCAUCAAGUUUUUGGUGAGCAGUCACUUGCACAGUUACAGGCUGGUAUAGCAACAGGGAAUGCAUCUGUUGACUCUUCUCGGCUUCAACCAUCACAGGAGUUGUUUCAGAGUGGUUUGCAGAUACCAGUUCCUAAGACCCAAGAUGAACGUACCUCAGACUUCCUGAAUUUGCCCCCGCAAGUCUUGCAGGAUGUAAGUCAUGCUGGUGUGUCUGAAGCCUCUGUCUUACAUUUGGCACAUCAGAUGCUUAAUCAUCCAAACUGGGGUGCUACUCUUCCAGAACAAAUAGAUGAUAUCCAUCAGAAAGAACCAUUGGCAGCCUCAACAGUCACUGAAGGCUUUUCCUUGCUAGAGACCAUGAACAAGUCUCUGCAGGAGUCAUCUCUGGUGCAGAAACCUCUCCUUGCUUCAGAAUGUCAUGCUCCUGUUACCCUUGAGAAGGCAUCAGAAGACACUUGGAAGACUAAUGAACAUGUCAGGGUUGCAACAUUGGAGGGUGCUGUGGACUCUGUGCCUUCGGAGGCCCAUGAAAUGUCUGUUACUGUACCAUCUACCGAUACUUGUGAGAAUAAACUAUCUGUGCCUGAGCUUGUCAAUGAUGUGACAGCUCCAGUAGAUAUUGCUCCUGAGGGACUGCAGGUUGAAAGCAAAAGAAGCAAUGAUGGACCCUCUGUGGUGACAGAAUCGAAGAAUGUUGAAGUUAAUGAGGUCAAGAAAACUUCUGAAAAGAGGUCGAGAAAGCAGAAGUCUAACAAGUCACACUCUUCUGACCAAUCAAAGGGAGCAUCAAAAACUUUGUCUUUGCAGCAAUCUAAGCUAUCUGAAACAGAGGGAGCGACUACUGCUGACACAAAGUUUGAAACAAACAAUGGUGCCAGAGAAACACAGCAUGGACCAUCUCUACAAAAGACAAGAGAGAGCAGCCCUGGGUUUGCUUCUGCAGAAAAUCCGGAUUCUCAAAAUGCCAAGGGCUUACUACCUGAAAGGAUUUCCAAGGAUGAUGUUGAAAUCGUGGAAACCAAGGAUGAAUCCAGAUUGGUUGGGUCUGUCUCAGUGCAGAACAGCCAAUUACAUUCUGGGCAAAGAGCUUGGAAACCUGCUCCUGGUUUCAAGCCUAAGUCAUUAUUGGAAAUUCAACAGGAAGAACAUAGGAAAGCACAGGCAGAAUUGGUGGUGUCUCAAAUCACUACUUCUGUCAACUCUAUCAAUUUGGCAUCUCCUUGGGCUGGGGUCGUUGCCAAUUCAGACCCAAAAGGUUCUGUGGAAAUUCAUAAAGAUGUAGGCACUACUGUGUUAAAUGUGGAGAAACCUGAAAUUUCUCCAAAUACAAAGAACAAGAAGAGCCAGUUACAUGAUCUUUUGGCAGAAGAAGUUUUGGCAAAGUCCAGUGAAGGAGUUGUGGAUGCUGCUCUUGACAGUAAGUUUGGUUUGCCGGGCUUGCAGGAUACUGCAAUGCAUGGUGAAUCUGUAGAUGAUGGUAGUUUUAUCGAGGCCAAAGAAACUAAAAAGAGUCGUAAAAAGUCUGCCAAAGCCAAGGGUGCUGGAGCUAAGGUCUCAGCACCUACUGAUGUUCCUGUUGGUACGAGUCCCAUUGAGAAAAGUAAGAACACUCGUUAUGUACAGGCGGAGAAGGAGGUAUUGCCUGCAAUACCAUCGGGACCAUCUUUGGGAGAUUUUGUCCUAUGGAAGGGGGAGUCUGCUAAUCCUUCCUCUGCUCCUGCCUGGUCUUCUGACUCCAAGAAGAUCUCUAAACCUACAUCAUUGCGGGACAUCCAAAAAGAGCAGAGGAAGAAGAUUUCUUCUUUGCAGUCCCAGAAUCAGAUACCAACUCCUCAAAAAUCCCAGCCAACUCAGGCUGCUGAUGGUAGUAAUAUGUCAUGGUCACUUUCUGCGUCUCCAUCUAAGGGUGCUUCUCCAAUCCAGAUAAAUUCCCGUUCUGCCUCUCAGUCAAAAUAUAAAGGAGAUGACGAUCUAUUCUGGGGCCCAAUUGAUCAAUCAAAGAAAGAAACUAAACAGGUAGAUUUUCCUCAGCUAUCAAAUCAGGGCAGUUGGGGGACCAAAAACACUCCUGUAAAAUCAGCUCCAGGCGGGUCCUUGAACCGACAAAUAUCUAUGGGUGGCAGAACUGCUGAGCGCACUCUUUCAUCUUCACCUGCUUCUGCUCAGUCUUCCCAUAAAGGGAGAAAAGAUAGCAUGGCCAAGUAUUCAGAGGCCACAGACUUCAGAGAUUGGUGUGAGAGUGAGUGUGUUAGGCUUAUUGGGACAAAAGACACAAAUUUCUUGGAAUUUUGUUUGAAGCAGUCCAGAUCAGAAGCUGAGAUGCUUCUGAUAGAGAACCUUGGAUCAUUUGAUCCGGAUCAUGAGUUUAUUGACAAGUUUCUUAACUACAAGGAGUUAUUACCUGCUGAUGUACUUGAAAUUGCCUUUCAAAGUCGGAAUGAUCGGAAGGUCACUGGGUUUGGUGCCGGAGAUAUGAGUUCUGACAAUGCUGGUGUUGGAGACUAUGACCGUGAUGAUACGGUUGGCCCUGAUGGGUCAUCAAAGGGAGGAGGCAAGAAAAAAGGGAAGAAAGGAAAGAAGGUUAGUCCGGCAGUUUUGGGAUUCAGUGUUGUCAGUAACCGUAUCAUGAUGGGGGAGAUUCAGUCGGUGGAGGAGUAGUAGGAGAUGUAAAUACAUUUGGCUUAACUGUUUUGUAAAUGUUUUUUCAAUUUAGCUUUUUUUUUUUUUGGGUUAUAGAGCGACAGCUGCAGUACUAAAUCAAUCUGCUCAAGCGAUUUUGUUAAGUUAUAUUCUCGCGGUAGAGUUCUUUGUUAUUUUUGGUCAUAGAACAAUCAUGCGAGUUUUUUUUUUCACCAUCAAAUUAACAAAACUUUUAUUGAUUUCUA